Molecule: messenger RNA, 1702 nt
Organism: Cladophialophora immunda
Lineage: Eukaryota; Fungi; Ascomycota; Eurotiomycetes; Chaetothyriales; Herpotrichiellaceae
Exons: 2
Coding region: 68-1609 (513 amino acids)
Biological process (GO): transmembrane transport; metal ion transport
Cellular component (GO): membrane
Molecular function (GO): metal ion transmembrane transporter activity
Source: RefSeq, a predicted model, not a curated record
GCCACAAUGGCUUCACGAUAAGCCUAUCUUGUAUCAUGUUAUCCUUGACACAGGAUUUUCCUCCUUGAUGUGUCCCGACAGAAUGGCCGGUGACUACAUUGGCUAUGUGGAAUCCUUGCGGCAUCGAUACCCUAAUCUGCGUCGCUUCUGCGACAUUGAGGGCGCGAGCAAUGUGAAGAACAAGGAGGAGACAAGUCGCGUCGUCGUCAUUGAGAUCCGUGAGAAUGGCAUAAGCCAGAAAGGAUUCGAUUCUGCCGAUGAUCUUGAGCGGUAUAUGCAAGGCCCGCCCUCCGGAUCAGAACCGUGUAAACACCGGGUGUAUGUUCUGGAGGGCACCGCGCCAGCCUAUCUCCAAGUCCUCGGUCGUCGUCUUCGAAUGGACCCGUUUGUGUUCGCGGAGCAGUUGAUGCGCGGCGGAACCCGCAAGGAACAGGCCGCGACGCUGCCUUCUCAACACGGCCUUGAGCGGUGCUUUAGCAUGCAGUAUGUCGAGGCGCGUGUAUUUCCCGAUGGCCGCCUAAACACCCUCGGGGCUUGUUGUCUCUACCGAGACCGGAAGAUUUGGGCGACCAAGAUCAAUUCGAAGUUUGACGAAGUGGCCAAAGUCCACAGGAUCGCAUCCUUUUGGUCGCGGAAAGAAGCGAACGGUGCCUUCAACGGUCUGAUUCUCGUGGAUCCGCCGGUCGGCCAGUUCAUCAAAAUCGGCAAGGCCGCUGAAAAGGAGAUCCGACCCUGUCAGAGCAGUCUCUACCAGGGAGGCUACGUCGACAUCUCGCCGUUCCCGUGUGCCCUGGACCUUGACAGAGACUGGGAAUCCCAGCCUGGACCAACCCGCGAGUCGUUGUUCGAUGACAUUCUGUUCUACUGGAACCACAUGGACAGAUUCCCCAACUUGCACUCCUCCAUUCUCGAGAGCCCGGCCGGCUUCUUCGACGGGGCGUCCUUCUUCCUCAAAAGCAUCAUUGCCGCAAACUGGAUGCAGUUUCUGGUCUACUUUGACGAGAUCAUCGACCGUCUUGAAUACUCCCUGGCUCGCGCGGACAUCAACGCCCUCGACGGCGUGGAGAAUCACCUGGUCGACGUCACGCACUGGCAUCGGCGCUGUUGGAAGUCCUGCGAACAAGUCGAACACGCGAUCCACGCACUUCAACCUCAACAGCGCUCCUCCCCGACGGCGGGCUCUGCCUUCACCGGCAUCGACGACUUUGUCUACAUCCACCGGAAACUGUGCGCCCUCACAGAGCGCUGCCAGCGCCUCAGCCUGUCUCUCACCCAUGUCAUCAGCGUGAUUCAGUCCCGGCAGGCCUCCGAGGAAGCCCACAGCUUGAAGAUCCUGACGCUCCUCGGUAUGUUGUUCGUGCCCCUGACUUUUUUGUCCGGCAUAUUUAGCAUGUCCGGGGAUUUUCUGCCCGGGGAACGCAGCUUCUGGAUCUACAUUGUGGUCAGCAUCCCGGCCGUCAUCAUGGUGUUCUUGGUCGUGUUCUCGAACCAGGUGGCGCAGUUCCUGAAGCUCCGGGAAAAGCCGAGGAAGAGUCUCCUCAAUGUGAGACUUACAGCGAGACCCCCCAUGUUCGCACAGGGAGAAGCCAAGGACGCAGAGAAAGGGUAGCUGUGCCGCCGCCCUCGGGCAAAUUCCCUGAGAGAUCUUCCUCUACACCUGGGACUUGCAAACGCGAGAAAUUUUUUUGGGAUUGGCUGCAUC